Capsaspora owczarzaki ATCC 30864 is the source of this 923-nucleotide messenger RNA. RefSeq lists its product as hypothetical. The transcript has 7 exons. NCBI's taxonomy places the organism in Eukaryota, Filasterea, Ministeriida, Capsasporidae. Bases 4 to 813 code for a protein of 269 amino acids. Gene Ontology annotation, molecular function: protein binding. The record is from RefSeq and is a predicted model, not a curated record.
GCAAUGGAGUUCGAGGAAUACCUGACUAAGGCUGGAGUGUUGAACGCUCAGGUCCAAUUCCUCGACGUUGCGACUUUCAUGACGGGCGCUGGGGCCACUCCGGAUGCCGCGAUCGCCGUCCCGCCCAAUGAAGUGCACUCUGCCAUCUCAUCCAAGGCGCUGGCUGAGGCCAUCAGCAGUCCCCUGUCGCAGCAGGGCAUUGAGGCAUUGUAUUCAUAUCGAACGCCCAAGCUCGGACCGAACGGAACUUGCAGCAUCUCAAAGGACCUUGAGGAGAAACCGUUUGAUCUUGGCAACGAGGUGCUCGGCGUUAGCUGGCAAGACGCGUCCGUCGCAGCCGCUUCGCCUCACACGCUUCGACUUCGUCGGCUCAAGGCUCUGAUGGACGGGCUAGCACACAUUUGCAAGGUGGAUUGGAUUGGCGUCUAUCGCACGAUUCGGCCUGCAGAUGGAAGCGCUCCAUUUUUGGUCAAGGAAGCCUACAACGGUGCACCAUCGAGAGCCAAGUUCCCCCUGACGGAAGAGUUUGCAACGUUAAGCAAUAACAGCUGGGUGGGCAUGAAUGGCAAGGCCAAGUUUGUCCAGAACACGGACACGUACGAAGGACCGUACUACAUUUGCGAUGCUCGCGUCAAGAGCGAACUCUGCGCUCCCAUCUUUUCGAGCGACGGCAGCCGCGUUCUUGGUAUUAUUGACGCCGAAAGCUUCCAAGACCGUUGGUUUGACCAACCAGAACGCGUCCUGCUGAUUUUGCAUACUUGCUUUCAACUUGGAAGCGAGUUUGAGCUGCUUGCUGCCACCGACAAGAAGUGAAGGUGGAAAAGGAGGUUGCGUUGGUCGUUUGUCAACGCGAUUUGAUGUGAGCACUUUUAUUGAUUUUGCAUCGUUGGAAUAGUUUUGUCGAGCAAGUACACAACGUUCCC